GGGGGGGGAAAAGCCAAGUAUACGAGGACCAAUAGCAACUUUUCCCUCAAAGCGCCGAUUUCAUCUCUACCAACCAUACACACAGAGAAGGUAUGUCCUAUAGAAUUUGAAGCAUGUGUUGACCAAUCAUAUUUCUGCGAUUCGACCACGACUGUCACAGCAGCCAAUCUGAUUUCGAGAAACACAGCUUCGGCUCAAGCUUAUUAUUCGUGUAUUGCUUUGCAACUCUAGCAAGUGGUGAGCAGUCGCGUCUUUGCAGUAAGUAUAAAAAAUAUUAGCUAAUAUUCCUCUCAAAUGAAUUACAAACAGUUCAAGCUAUUUAGAUCAACGUGACACCCGUUUUGUUAAAUACGGACUACACUUAGCUCAAUGUGUCGUUAUUUUGUCUUGCAAGAUUAGGCUGGUAAGGAAUUGAAUCGCAGUGACCAGUUGGCUUGUUUUUGCAGUGAAGAAAUGUAUGCGCCUUUUGUGAAAUUGGAUAAUAAAUAAAUAAUUGUUGUCAUGAUACUUUUUGUUUUAUCGUCGUGAACUACCUGCUUCUCGUGUAUCCAAAUGAGAACCACAGUUUGAAAUGUUAUACCGGAACUAGCCAUCUGGCAAACUCCAUGACUAGCAAGGCGGUUUAAAUCGCCAUAUCGAGAAACUGUUAGCUAGCUAACGUUAGCUAGCUAGUAUGGUGAAGUUAGCUAGCUAGGCAGCUAAAUUUAGCUCCCGAGUUGAGAGAUCUUCUGUCUUUCCUUAUUUUCACAAAGAAUGCCGACAUUUUUAUAUUUUCUGUUUUACUGAAACGUCAUUGUCUAAGAUGACUGUGUGGCACACCUUUUGGAGACCGAUGUUCUGUGUAAUGUCAUUUCACAAGCAGUUUGGAAUGAAUCCCCAGCCUGACAUGGUGCAGCACUGCGAGCUAUGAUGGCGACGUGACACUGUGAUUGCGAGCCAAGCGGGAAGAAAUACGCACUAUUCUGCUUGUCUAUGUGCAACGUCCUUGUACUAUGUCAACGUUGGGCUGUAAAGAACUUGAUCAUAUUCUUUUAAAAAGCUUUCGACGAUUUGUUUGUCUAUUUUAACAAUCGGCAUACAGUUAAACUAGCUAGCUAACGUUAGCCACACAUUUUUGUGAAUCUGGAGGGAGGUGGGCGGCUGCAUCGAGCUUGAAAAGAAUGCGUUAAGUAGCUGGCUAGUUCGUUAGCUAGCAUAUUUAUUAAUUUUUCCCAAUCAUAGUUAUUCGGACACGUCUUUAAUAAUCUGCAAUUACUAUAUUGUUUUACAGCAAUCAAAACCAAUCGAGCUGGACUCCCUCAAAUAGCCUCUACGAUGAAGGUAAGUCACUUGGAUAACCUCAGUUGAAAACAGCAGUGAAGCCGACGCCUCUUUCACUUAGCUUGCAAAGAGACAUGGUCAACUGUAUAUGGUUGGCAACAACAUGUCAACUUGAAGGAGUCAGAAUGUUAGCCAUAUAGAUGUUUCACAAUUCAUUUAAAUGUUCUCACGUUUUAAUCAAGGCAUCACCAUAAGACUAUUUUCAGACAGCAUUUAUCCACCACCUCUUCCUGAACAAGACAUGUUAUUUAGUUGAAAAACCUCUAAUGCAACUUCAUGUUUAUAUGUGGCAUAUGAUUGGUGUUACAAGUUCAUGCUUCAUGGACAUUUCUUUUAAAAGUGGCUGAACUGUUUUGUUCCUAAGUAAGUACAAUGAUAAAUGUAAUGGUGUGUCUUUUUUUCUCACAGGCAGCAAACGAGCCUGCCUACCUGACCGUGGGAACUGAGGUCAGCGCCAAAUACAGAGGUGCCUUCUGUGAGGCAAAAAUCAAGACUGUUAAAAGGAUGGUGAAGGUUAAGGUAAGAGCACCACACAACAAUGUCUCCAUCCCAAAUGACACCCUAUUACUUGUAUAGUGCACUACUUCUGACCAGGACCCAUAGGGUUUCCCAUAGGGUUGUGGUCAAAAGUAGUGCAUUAUAUAGGGAAUAGUGUGCCAUUUGGGACACUGACAAUGACACUGUAAUCAAACAAGGUAUUAAGUGGAAUGGUCCAAUGUGUCAGCAAAUGUUGAUGUCCAAAUCUUAUAACAAUAUGUUGUUUAUAUAGACAAGCUGAUUGUCCAGUUUUGGGUGACAGUUUUGCUGCAAAAGAACCCCCCCCCCCCCCCCCUCUCAUAUCUAGAUAUUAGUGUCUGCCAGUGGCAUCUUUCAAGUAGAGACUUGUUCUAUGAACAGUUUUGCUCAGUUUGUUUUAUAAAGCAUUAGGCAGUCUGUAACAACCUACUUAGUACCAGGUACACACUCCAAAAAAAAGUUAAUUUAGUAAUGACAUAAUCAUAACACAACAAUAAACACUGGCGAUACUUGAAUGUUUGGAUAUUCUGCCCUUACCGCUGCAGUUAAUCAGCAGGUAGUUUUGUUUAGGUUAGUAAUGAAUGUACAUUCAAUAGGGACUGAUAAUGCUUGGACAUUGGAUUAGCCAGGUCUUGUUUUGUAUGUUUUUGAGCAAUGGAUAGGCCUAGGAAUUUAAGUUAUAUGUACUUUUGUAUUCCAAAACCCAUUGUGAAAAUGUGGAGUUAGUGAACUGGUGAACCUGCUUUUAGUUCAGGGAUGAUGGUUAUUGUUUUAAGACCAGAUGAUCCCCCACCAAUCACCAGGUAGCAACAUUGUGACCUGACCUCCUGUAUUCUCCAUUAUUCUCCUUUGUUCAGCACUUCCAUUAUGAUUGUCACAAGGUCAGAGUUCCCUUGACUGAUUGUUUCAUGGGACAUGGUAGGUAGCCCCAUUGAACUUUCUCCACAUAGAAAGAUGUGAACAAUGAGCAAACAGUGAGUUUGCAAGUGAAGGCACCAUUCCCUGGGAAUACUAUAAGCACAUACCUACUACCGUAUCAGAUGGUUGAAGAGCUGUCUUUAGUUGGCAACCAGUCUAUUGGUACAGCAUUGUCUUCCAGCACUGCCAUGUGUAGCCCCUGAAUACAGGAGUUAAUCUAAAGUCCCUUGGGGACAGGUCAGGAAGGGGAGAGUUUUGUCUGUUACGCAACUUAAUUAUUUCACCUUGACUGAACUGCUUUAUCUCAUUCAUUCUCUUUCUUUGUCUCUCUCCCUAGGUGAUGCUCAAAGGAGACACCACCUCGCAAGUUGUUCAAGAUGAUCAAGUGAAAGGACCGUUAAGGGUAAGUUGGAACUAACUGGCAUCACCAAACUUGCCACAGGAAGAUAAGGAAAAUAUUAAUUAGGCCCUCCGUGUUCUUUUGGUUCUCAGAAUAAAUAGUAUGUUAAUCACAUGAUUCUAAGAUCUGAUCUGUUGGAUAUAACAAUUGUGCUGUGCUUGUGACAGGAGCAUAUACAACAGGGACAGUUAGUACAGAUAAGGUAUUGUUGACGUAAGGCUUAUUAUUGCCAAAUUGCGAUGGUCACGUGACUAAUGCUCUGGCAAAGCACACUGAUCACCCGUUUUUCAACAACUGUAAGCAUCAAUGGCACUGCAAGUGUUACACAUUCAAAGUUCCCCAAAGGUUCAAAAUGGCCUCAGUUUUUCUGUCCUGAUGUUUUCUAAGCCCUGUGUGGGUUCCCUUCAUUGUUUGAACAUAUGUGAUAGGCUUUCACGCUGCUCAGGUACAUUAUGUUCUUUAUUUAGGGAAGUCUCUUAACUGUUGCCGUUUUGAGUUCUUGUUGAAAUGGGAGUAAAAGAGCAGAACGUAUGAGCUGUCUGUCUCAUCCCUUUGUGUCCUUUUGCAGGUGGGCUCCACAGUGGAGGUGAAGAGUGCAGAGGGGAUCUGCAGUGAGGCAACCAUCAACAAACUCACAGAUGCCAGUUGGUACACAGUGGGUAAGUACAGCAACAAUACCCAAACUAAUAUACAAUGCCUGCUCCUCAGUUAAUGAUUAGCUACAUAUGUCUUUGUUGGUUGCAUUUCCCCCUUUUCUCUCAACUUACCUGAUGGUUAAUAACUAUUUGUCUAUAUGAAGUCCUUAGGUCUCAUAUUUUGGUGUUCCUUUUUAACUUUUACAAGGGUGCUGUUUCUCACUGUAUAUACAUGUUUUUCAUGUGUUCCAGUGUUUGACGAUGGGGAUGAGAAGACACUCCGCAGGACGUCACUGUGUCUGAAGGGGGAAAGACAUUUUGCUGAGAGCGAGGUAAAGGGACUGGUCUUCUGACCUGACCAUCUUCUUAGCCAUUUGAUUUGGUGGCCUCUCUGUUAUGUUGCACUUUAAUACAUUGAUUAAGCCCCCUCCUUUCACCUCUCUCACUCACAUCUAGACGUUGGACCAACUGCCCCUAACCAACCCGGAGCACUUUGGCACCCCCGUCAUCGGGAAGAAGGGAAACCGCGGAGGAAGGAGGUCAUCUCAGGCUCAGUAAGUUGAACCUUCUUUUACUUUUGGCUAUAGGGAACCACACCGUUCUUUGCUUUAGAUGCGGUUUUAUGACUUAACAAGCAUUACCUCUUACCUUUGCCAGUAUGAUUUUAAUCUAUAGCAAGCAUGCUUCUUUCAAUGCUCUUCCUGCAUACGUUCAGACAUGGUCAUUAUAUACAACAACAUAGCAAGAUAGAUGGACAUCUUCCCAUGACCAAUUAUGAUAAAGAUGAACAAAAUGUAAUGCCUGUUUACGGUUGAACAUUUUAAAACUGGCUCCCAUAUAGGCCUUUGUGAUUGAUACAGCGUUGAGCUUCUAUAGAGCUCUGUAGAAGCUUUUAACUGAGACUAAAGGUUUUGACGGAGACCGACUAUAGCUUCUGACCUGUAGCGAUUCUGUUCUGAUGGAGAGUCCCAUUGUUCAACUCCUCAGUGCGGACGAUGACAAGGAGUCGUCCUCCAGUGAAGAGGACAAUGAGGACAGGAGGAGGCUAAAUGAUGACCUGAUGGGUAAAGUGGCCAGUGUUCAGACUGGGGCAGACUGGACAUCCUGGUACCUGGCCCUGGUGAGUCACAACCUGCACAGCCCCAGUCACACUCUGUUGGUCUUUCUCUCUCUUUCACUUUCUCUCUCUCGCUCUCUCAACAUGUAUUGUAUAAUUAAAUGGCCCUAGACAUUAGCAACCAUUGACAAGUUCAUGAGUUGUGCAGAUCAGUGAAGUUUCAAUCUUUCACAUUCAGCUCCACUUGUCUUACCUGCUAAUUGAGAAGUGUCAUGGAGAUGUUAGUUCUGUUCAUAAAACCACCUGAAAAACAAGUCAUUGAAACUGAAAGCAAAUGGACAAAAACCCUCCUUGCCUUUGGUCCUUGUUGUAUGAUUGUUCCUAAAUGUUAUUUAUUGGUUCUGUCUAGGUUAUAUCACCCAGCUGCAAUGAUGACCUGACAGUCAAGAAGGACCAAUGUUUAGUCAGAUCAUUUGCAGACUCCAAAUUGUAAGCAUGGUGCAUCCUACUUUUACGUCAUACAGUUUUAAAGAAUUCCCAGUUAAUUUACAAACGUCUUGGUAUAUGUUUGCCCGGUCAUGCAUGUUCUAGCUAAGGGCAAUGUAAAUAAGCAUGUAUAAUGUACAUUGCUGUUAGUCUUCUCAGAAUUGGUACCAAAAAAAUAAAUCUGAAUGCACAUUUAGAUAUUUGUUGUUUUUCAGUCACACUGUGGCAAGAAAGGAGAUCCAUGAAGUGAACAUGGACAGCAUCUCUAAACCUGAGUUCUCGCCGAGGAAUGGUAAGGGUGGUUCACCUAGGGAGCUCAACACUUACAAUUCCAAUUAGUUCCAAAACUGAAUGGUAUUAUGUUUCAUUCAACUGAAUUGAGAUGAAAUUGACCUGUAGGCCUAACUCUUUACUUAGGGGGCUUUCACACCAAAUUGGUUUGGAGCGGUUUUUCCGAACUCUGGCGCAUUUCCCCCCCUUAGUUUGGUUCGUUUGGACUUGGUGUGAACACUAUGCGCACUAAACAACUCACUGUGGUUCGUUCAAAAAGGGUGGUCUCAGUCCAAUUCCAUUCUUACCGUGGUGUGGUUCGCUGCAGCUGAGAACGCAGUCUGGACCAAACAGGAAAAUAGCCAAGGAGUAUUAUUGGUUGUUUGACUGCGUGCAUUUGAUUAAAUGCACAUAGUACCAUUACUUGAUAUCUCUGGAACAUUCUGUGAGUGGCAGUGCAUUUUAUGGGCGCAUCCAUGCAGAUUAGGGGAGAGAGGCUACUGAAUAUAGGCCAUUCACAUCGCAGUUAGAGCGGCUAUUUUGGCUGUUCCCUCCCGCAUGUUGUUGGAAGACCAAAGCGAAAGUAAUGUGAAGUUUGCGACAAGUUAUGCUUCUUGGUAAUCAUAGAUGGAUUUAACGUGAUAAUUUUCUUCCAAUAAACAAAUGACUUGCAUGAACACGUGGAUUUUGUUUAGGCAUUUUAGUUCAUUUGGCAAUGUGAAACCAACUGGACCAAAUGGGGGGGGAAAACAACAAUGUAACAAAUAAUCUAAGUCUGAUUCGAACUAUAGCUCAGAACUAUGUGUGAAAGUGCCCUUAUUCUGGCUACUCCCAGGGUUGGAUGGGGCAGUGCAUUUCCUCAAGACCAAGGUGGUCCCUGACAGUUGGAAGAUGGACAUGAGCGAGAUUUUAGAGUCCUCCAGCAGUGACGAGGAGGACACGGAAGGAAAGGAGAGUGAUGACGAGGAGGAGGAGGAGGAGGAGGAGAAGGAAGAUGCCAAUGAUGAGGUAAGAAGAACACUGUUUUAGUCUGGAGGGUUAUUUUAAGCCUACAAUUAAGUCACUUUCCUUUUAGAUGCUGAUUAGGCCAGAGCCUUUUUACAUUCAUAAAUGAGAAGUCUUUCUAUCAGUUUUGACAAGGCAGUAGCUUAUCCAGUUGUUUGACUAACUGUUUACUGAAGUGUGUAAUAUUCUACUAACAAUGACCAUCACAACCUGCUUGAAUAGCUACUAAUUUAUGGAGAGAGAAAAAGGAAGUUCUUACCAAUCUCUUGGCUGCGUAUUCAUUUUGUCGUGAUAAGUUUUAUCUGAGCGCCGACUCACUGAGUAAUGUAAACCCAGCUGUUUAUUGUACAUUGUAAUGACCUCACCUGCUCUGAGAAUGAAGUUGGCUUGGCACCUUGCAUUCAUUGCAUUCCCUUUCUGACAUCUUGUGGCUACUGAGCCACCUUGAUUGAGCCAGACUCCCAAUAGACCCUGUUUGCGUCCCAAAUGGCACCAUAUUCCCUUUUAGUGUACUACUUUUGACCAGGGCCCAUAGGGAAUAGGGUGCCAUUUGGGACGCACUCCCAGUGUGAGGGAAAGCCCCUUCCUCCGGAACAACAAUGGUUCUUUCUUCCUGCUCCCAGAGUUUGGGACAAAUGGCCAUUCGUGUGGUUUCAGACACUGUUCCCAUAGCAACUGGCAGCUACUUCCUAUCAUUUAGAGAGGGGCUGUGGGGAUUGGCUGGGGGCCAGUGGAGGCUCCUGACUCCUCGAAUUCUUUCUACCUCUGCUGCUUGUCAUAAAAGCUUUGCUUCUCAUGAGUGAAAUGUGUUCACUUCACUGUGUAUUUGCUUGUGUCUGGAGCACUUUGUCAGUCAAGGUAUAGUUUACACGUCACAGACUACAUAGAUUACAAUGGCAUGUACAUUUUUUUUUCUUUUUUCUAGUUCCUCCAUUUUAGAUUUCAGUGUACUGUGACAGUAUCUGUUCUUUAGUAAUAUAUGUACAUAGGGAGCCAUAUCUAUGGCCCUGGAUGCUGUGAAUAGGUUACACCAACACAACAGGGGCAAUAUGAAUCUCUGAGAAUGGUUUCGCAAACUCAUCGAAAGUUAUGAUGACAUGUUUCUCCUCUUCUCAUGUUUUUUUUUUUUUUUUUUUUACAUUUUAGUCAUUUAGCAGACGCUCUUAUCCAGAGCGACUCACAGUUAGUGAGUGCAUACAUAUAUAUUUUUUGUUCUUCAUACUGGCCCCCCCGUGGGAAUCGAACCCACAACCCUGGCAUUGCAAGUGCCAUGCUCUACCAACUGAGCUACACUGGGCAUGAGCUCAAAAUAAUCUCAGCACCUGACUGCCUACUGGCCUUGGCAUACAUGACAUCUUCCUCUGCUCUAGUAGCGUUGCUAACUCUACAGGAAUGUAUUAGCUAUGUCAAGACUGAUGGCUUGCAUGUCUCCUUGUCUACUCUGCUAGACUAGUCUGUAGAGGUUGUGACUAUGGCUUUUGUCUUUAUUUAUUAUAUAUUUUUAAACAAAUGUAACCUUUUAUUUUACCAGGUUAGUUGCAUUGAUAUUUUGGCUCAAAUGUGUUUUUGUCGAGAGACCGUGUCAAAUUGGUGGUCCUCUGUAGCUCAGGUAGUGGGUUCGAUCCCCGGGACCACCCAUACACAAAAAUGUAUGCACGCAUGACUGUAAGUCGCUUUGGAUAAAAGCGUCUGCUAAAUGGCUUAUUAUUAUUAUUAAAUUAGUAGCACACUCAAUGAAGGAUAAUGACUAUCAGUAAUUGUCAGUUGAUGCCUAAUUUGCCUAUAUAACCAAGGUGUGUGUUUCCUGCAGCCUGAGGAUGAGGCGGACCCAGAGGAGAGGGAUCACUUCCUGCAGCAGCUGUAUAAAUUCAUGGAGGAUCGAGGUGAGCCUUCAGCACUGUCCCAUUUAUCUUCCAGUCUGUCUAUGUCCCAAAUGGCAUCCUAUUCCCUAUAUAGUGCCCUUUAGAACAGGGCACAUAGAGACUAUAUAGGGAAUAGGGUACCAGUUUGGGACGCAGCCCUGAAUUGUGCAGUCCCUCACUCACAAGAGUUUGAAACCAUUGGAUUGAUGUAAGAAAUAUGGUGGACACUCUCCACACCAAUCCAGUGCUUUUAAAUCCUUGAGAGAGUGAAAAAGUGCACACGUCUGGGAGAAGAAUGGGAAAUAAUUGGUGAUCUUUCAAAUGACUUUUACUGCACACAACACUUUACUGCGCAGGCACACUACCUGGCCCGGCUCUGAAUUCCCCAUCCAUCUUUCAUUGAAUUUCACUGCAGGUCUUUAUAACACAAUGCAUCCUUAUCACUCAUUCAACAACCUAUGAAAUAAAAAGGAUCCUCCUGUGAUUUUUUUUCAAUGCCCUAAAAUGGGCUACUUUUCCUCUGUGUAACGUCACUCUGCUCCUCUCGUCCUUUCCUCCUCAGGGACGCCAAUUAACAAGCCUCCUGUGCUCGGCUACAAGGAUCUGAACCUCUUCAAGCUCUUCAGGCUAGUCUACCACCAGGGGGGCUGUGACAAAGUAAGUGCAUCAUCUCUACAACUUGCUCUCUCCUCUGCUCUCUCCCUCCCUCCCUCUUCCGAGUCCUCUUCACUGCAGCGGCAGGCAGACUGUCUGGUCUCGUCGUCUAAUGUGAACAACCUGUUCUCUCCAGCUUUGCCUCGCCUCUCCUGCGCCUCUGUAAGCAAAAUUGCAGCAUGUAGCUUUUUAGUGGACUGUCAAGGUCAAGCGGUAUCUGUCUGGCUGGUGUUUUGCACAUUGGCUGCUAUGAGGGCAAAGAAAACAACAAGCCUGAAAAACGACUUAACCAUUUGGACUCGCUCGAUCAAGUGAUGUUGGUAGCGUUUUGUCUCAGUACCUCUGUUUCUUUUGUUUAAUAUAUUAUUGAUAUAGCAUAGCCUACAUGAAUGAUUAUUGAUAUGUUAUUGUGAUGGUGUUUUUUUGCAGAUUGAAAGUGGAUCUGUGUGGAAACAAAUCUACAUAGACCUUGGCAUUCCUGUCCUAAACUCUGCUGCCUCCUACAAUGUGAAGACUGCCUACAGAAAGUAGGUGUUUGUUCACCUCACUCAGACUGACAAACACUCUUUACCAGAUGGUUCUUUCUUUUGAAGCUGUUGAGUCAUUUUCUGUGCUUCAAACUGUAUUCUAGGCCAGAUUACUGUAAAGCACUUGUGAAAUAUGUUGCUGUAAAAAAGGCUUUAUAAAUAGAUUUGAUUGAUGGAUAUUUCUGUUUUAUGCACCAAGAUUGUUUAGAAGUGUUGUAAGUGACGUCUACUUUGCUUGAGGGAAUGCUAAUAUAUUGUGUGCGUAGGUACCUGUAUGGCUUUGAGGAGUACUGUCGCUCAGCUUGCAUCGUCUUCAGGACCAUCCACCACAGCGAGGAUCCGCCAGCCUCCCAGUCCCAGACAGAACAUAUGGCUGCCCAGGUCCCUGAGGUGGAGGAGUGCCAGGGCCCAACACCACCCGUCGAAACUGAGUCUGCUGCAGCCAUGGAGGACAAGCCUGCCCAGGAGGAGGCAGAGUCGGGGAGCGAGAGCGACAAAGAGGGCCACAAAGAUAUCUCUUCUCCCAAGGUUAGUAGUAUUUUUUUUUUUUUUUUGUAAUUUGUACAUGACACUUAAGACAACUCUGUUUUGGGACUCUGUUAGAUUGAAAUCCUGUUCAGUUUCAUGUGCAGUCAGUGUGACCAGGGUAGGUUCUCUUUCAUUGAGAUGGCCCAUUGAGAUGAAGUCUUUCUACUGUUCCUUCCCUCAUAUCUUCUCUUUCAAUGCGUUUUGAGAAGGAGCCGGAGGGAGGAUGCGAGGAAUCGAGCAAAUACAUUUGAGACGAAUGCUGUAGAUAGUUUUGCUGCAGGCAGCCCAGGGUUCCUCCUCCAUAGACACUAAUCACUUUACUUUCUUCUUUAUCUCAGGGGAGGAGACUGUGCACUGUGACCCCAGUCAAAGCUGAGGUGAAGGAGCCCGCAAAGCUGGAGAAGGCGGAGCAGAGAGGUGUGGGGGAGACCAGCGGAGAGGAGACUGGAGGUCCGGGAGACGGCAUCAGGUCAGAUGGAGGGGACACCCCGGGGAACAGACGCAGCCGACGCCUGGAGGAGUCCGAUAAAGAGUCUGAGGACGAAGAGGAGGAGGAGGAUGAUGAGGAUGAGGACAGCGAGAGGAGAGUCGGAGAACGGUACAGUUAAAUGUUAAUGAACCAUCACACUGUAAUAUACAGUACCAGUCAAAAGUUUUAAACACCUACUCAUUCCAGGGUUUUCCUUUAUUUUUACUAUUUUCUACAUUGUAGAAUAAUAGUGAAGACACCAAAACAAUGAAAUAACACAUAUGGAAUCAUGUAGUAACCAAAAAAGUGUUAAACAAAUCAAAAUAUAUUUGAGAUUUUUCAAAUAGCCACCCUUUGCCUUGAUGACAACUUUGUACACUCUUGGCAUUCUCUCAACCAGCUUCAAGAGGUAAUCAUCUGGAAUGCAUUUCAAUUAACAGGUGUGCCUUCUUUAAAAGUUAAUUUGUGGAAUUUAUUUCCUCCUUAAUGCAUUUGAGCCAAUCAGUUGGGUUGUGACAAGGUAGGGGGGUAUACAGAAGAUAGCCCUAUUUGGUUAAAGACCAAGUCCAUAUUAUGGCAAGAAUAGCUCAAAUAAGCAAAGAGAAAUGACAGUCCAUCAUUAAGAUAUGAAGGUCAGUCAAUACGGAACAUUUCAAGAACUUUGAAUGUUUCUUCAAGUGCAGUCGCAAAAACCAUCAAGCACUAUGAUGAAACUCUCUCAUGAGGACCGCCACAGGCAUGGAAGACCCAGAGUUACCUCUGCUGCAGAGGAUAAGUUCAUUAGAGUUACCGGCCUCAGAAAUUGCAGCCAAAAUAAAUGCUUCACAGAGUUCAAGUAACAGACACAUCUCAACAUCAACUCUUCAGAGGAGACUGUGUGAAUCAGGCCUUCAUGGCCGAAUUGCAGCAAAGAAACCACUACUAAAGGGCACCAAUAAGAAGAAGAGAUUUGCUUGGGCCAAGAAACACGAGCAAUGGACAUUAGACCGGUGGAAGUUUGUCCUUUGGUCUGGAGUCCAAAUUGGAGAUUUUUGGUUCCAACCGCCGUGUCUUUGUGAGAUGCGGUGUGGGUGAACAGAUGAUCUCCGCAUGUGUAUUUCCCACCGUAAAGCAUGGAGGAGGAGGUGUUAUGGUGUGGGGGUGCUUUGCUGGUGACACUGUCUGAUUUAUUUAGAAUUCAAGGUACACUUAACCAGCAUGGCUACCACAGCAUUCUGCAGCGAUAUGCCAUCCCAUCUGGUUUGGGCUUAGUGGGACUAUCAUUUGUUUUUCAACCGGACAAUGACCCAACACACCUCCAGGCUGUGUAAGGGCUAUUUGACCAAGAAGGAGAGUGAUGGAGUGCUGCAUCAGAUGACCUGGCCUCCACAAUCCCCCAACCUCAACCAAAUUGAGAUGGUUUGGGAUGAGUCGGACCGCAGAGUGAAGGAAAAGCAGCCAACAAGUGCUCAGCAUAUAUGGGAACUCCUUCAAGACUGUUGGAAAAGCAUUCCAGUUGAAGAGUUUAACACUUUUUUGGUUACUACAUGAUUCCAUGUGUGUUCAUUCAUAGUUUUUAUGCCUUCACUAUUAUUCUACAAAGUAAAAAUAGUACAAAUAAAGAAAAACCCUUGAAUGAGUAGGUGUGUCCAAAGUUUUGACUGGUAGUGUAAAUGGUGAUAGAAUUCAUGGAAUGUUCAAGAUGAUGUAAUAAUUGAAUGUCACCUCAGGGCAUCAAGUCUAUUAGCUGCCAAGUGUUCAUCUUCUCAAGUUCCUCUAUUUUGUACUUGUCAGGAUGUGGCCAUUUAACCAACUAGAAUGUCUUAAAUUGGGUAACACACAAACAGGCGGAAUAUGAUUCUAAUCUGAGCGUGGUUUCACAUACUUGCUGAAGUCUUGUGAUGUCAUGUUUCCUAUUGGUGCUGCUGAUUUUUGUUGUUGCUGUAACGUGCAGAGCUAACGGUCGUAUUUACUAGGAAGCAAACUGACCGAAACUUGUUCAAUAAGAAACUCACACUUUCGUUGCAAAACGGUUUGCUAUGGUGUGAGCUAAUGAAUACGUCCCAUUUCUAUCAUGUGAAAUUGGAGUAGUGCUUGUAGUACUGGCUGAAGAGCUUCUUCGCUGAGUUUGAGGCCUUGUUCGAAUGGCUCUACAGCGAACCCAAAGGUAUUUUUUGGACUCUUUUGUUAGAUCACAGAAAGGGGGUCUGUAGAAAACCCUUAGUGGCAAUAUGCAACUUUUUGGGGGACCUGACCAAAUUCACAUAGAAAUGUGAGUUAUAGAUCCAUCAUUCUACAUGAAAGCAAGCCUAAGAAGCGGUAUAUCUGUUCUAUGUGCGCUAUUUCUAUGCUUCCCGUUAUUAAGUUUUGUUUUUGCGUCUUUCGGUUUUGUACAACAGUGUCAAACAGCUGAAACAACAAUAUUUUUGAUUAUGCAAAAUGUAUUUCACAGCGGUUUAGAUGGUACAAUGAUUCUCUACGCUAUACUAGCUUAUUUAGUCACAAACUACAAUUAGGUGAACUAAGAGUUUUUGCAACCAGGAAAUGGCAGCUACUUAAAGUUGCACUAUCACGGUAAAGCAAUGUGUUCUACUCCUUUUCAUCAGAACCCUGGGCUUUUUCCAUCUUUGUGGACAGAGGUCAGCUCAGCUGCUCCAUUUAUGUUGAACAAACUUUGAAGCAGUGUAUUCAUUAGUGCACACUGUAGAAAACUGUAGCAAACGUUAUGCAGUGGAAAACUUUUUAGUUGCAAAAGUUAGUCCCUUCCUGUUUUCGCCUGUUUGGUUCCUAGUGAAUACACCCCAAUAUUGGCAGUGUUAAUAACCUGCUUUUGGAUGCUAGCUAGCAGCAGCUAGCUUAUUUUUGUGAAUGGGCACCAUAAGAUUUGAAGGCUCUCAGGGACAGCCUUUACCCGUGGUUCUAAGUUGACGUAUGUGUGGACAGGGGUGAGGACGAGGACUCUGAAGACUCGGUGACCGGGACUAAGGUGAAGGUAAAGUACGGUCGAGGGAAGACCCAGAAGAUCUACGAGGCCAACAUCAAGAAGGCCGAGAACGACGAUGGAGGAGAUGUCCUCUACCUGGUCCAUUACUACGGUUGGAACGUCAGGUAACCCAAGGACACAUGCUUCCAUUCUCACCCACCUCAAAGCCAUGAUAGGGAUUCUUGUGUUUUUAUGAUUCGCUGUCUUGAUCACGUCAGGAUUAUCAGUUACUUUCCACCUUUCGCUAUAUUUCUCUCUGUUUUUGAAGUGACUUUGACUUUCAAUGUAAUACUUUGCUGCUAUGUGCAAGCAGUAUGUUAUUGUUGUAUGUGAACAAUCUGAGAGAUGAAUGAGGGGGUCUAGCUAUAGUGUUUAUGGUUUCAUUUCCCCUAUAGGUAUGAUGAGUGGGUCAAAGCAGACCGGAUCAUCUGGCCUGUGGACAAGGGCGGAACAAAAAAGAAACAGAAAAAGAAAGUGAAGAAUAGAGAGGAAGGAGAGAAGGAGGACGACAAGCAGGGGAAGCCGGGUGGCUUGAAGCCAGGUCGCCCUCUUCUUAGAACCACUCCCGCCAGCGCCAACCGCAGCGUCUCCAAGACCCCCAGCAGUGAGGGGCGCUCCAGCAGCAAGAGCAAAUCUGAUGUAACAGCCCUGCCCAACGGAGAGGGUAAGAGACCCGAGACCUGUACUUAGGUACCAGCAUGUAACAUGACUCCAUGGGUGCAUCUUGAUGGUGUACCCUGACUUCUUUUACCCAUCUCCUCCUCACAUUAAUCUGCACAGAUCAUCAGUAUUAUGGAGAGGGUAAGACCAUGGGGCUCGUUCAGCAGUGUGCAAUGUUAUAAGAUGUUCAGACCGAAAUGUAUUAGUAUAUAGAACUGAUAUCAUUGUCUGUCAUGUAGAAUAGUGAAUCAUGACAGCUCUAUUCAUUCAAUUUGUCUGUCGGUCUGUGUAAACAGGGACCCCUCGCCGGCGCACAAGAAGAACCUCUGGGAUGUAUGACUCGGACAGGGAUUCCAACUCCAAUGGUAGGUCAACAUACCUCUAGAUGCAGUAUAGUGUAGUCACUAGUUUAAUUAGGAUAACUAUGAUAUUCCACAUCUAAGAAUGAUUAGAGGGCGUUUCUGGCCAUGUGAGGCUGGUUUUACCAGACACAGAUUAAACCUAGUCCUGGACUAUGAAGCCCUUUUCAGUGGAGAUUUUCCAUUGAGCUUGAUUUUGAGUCCAGGACUAGAAUUAAACUGUCUGGGAAACUGCCCCUUGGUGUUUGGGAAGUAAUUGUUAUUUUAAGGAUUGAAGCCUGGACUUUUGAUGGAUGCAAGCUAACCCUUGAUGUCCCCCCCUCUCUACUUCUGGUAAAAGAAUCGGGGAACUCGUCCGAGGACAGUGAGUCAGAGGAUUCUCCUGAGAAGAAGCCUUUGUGGGCUGAGAGGACGGACCCCGCCACGGCCCGUAAGCAGGAGGAGGAGGAGGACCGGAGGGUGGAGAGAGGAAGAGCAGAGGCAGCACAGGCCGCAGCACAGGUCCAGCCUCCCAGCAGCCCUCAGGAGAAGGAGCAGCAGGAGGACAAGCUCCCUGAGAGGAGGGAGCUGGAGAAGGCUGAGGAGCAGCCCCAGGCGCCCCCAAUGACCCCUGAACCUGACAGACCCAAGGAGGAGGACCCUCCUACCCCGAAAUCCCCCAGGUCUAAAGCAGCACGUAGAAGUAACGUUCGCGAGCCAGAGAGGAACACCACCAACAACGACACUGGCUCUGAAACACCCACCAAAACAAUCACCACCACCACCACUCCCAACUACACUGAGACCGAGUCGUCUCCCUGCCCGCGCCCCCUGAACAGGCAGGAUGAGCCCAUGGUGGUCCUUCACUGUCUCCCUGCUGAGCACAUUCCCAGCAUCCCUGACCUUCCCACCAUGGACUCGGACACAGACUCAGCCACAGAGGAGGAGACCUGCAGGGAGGAGCGAGGUGUGGCCAAGCGUAAAGCUACCGAGCAGAGGACGCCGGACAAGAAGGUGCGUCUGGAUAGGAGGGAGGAGACGACCAAGAUGGCGUCGCCGGGGAGGAGGCCCGCUGACUCGCCGGGGAGGAGGCCCGCUGACUCGCCGGGGAGGAGGCCCGCUGACUCGCCGGGGAGGAGGCCCGCUGACUCGCCGGGGAGGAGGCCCGCUGACUCGCCGGGGAGGAGGCCCGCUGACUCGCCGGGCAGGAGGCCCGCUGACUCGCCGGCCAGGAGGCCCGCUGACUCGCCGGCCAGGAGGCCCGCUGACUCGCCAGAGUGGAGGCUGGAGGCAGGGGGACAGAAAGACGAGGAGCGCCUGACGCCAACUAAGGGGAAAACGGAGCCUGAGGUUAAAACAGAGAUGCCUGCCCUCACUCCGGAGGUGCAGUGUCAAGGUCUAGGAGAGGGAGGUGUAGCAGGAGGUCGACCCAGGUCGGAGCAGCCAGGCUUGGGGGCCGAGGAGGAGGUGAUGCCCCAGAUCGGCCCUGAGGCGCUGGUCUGCCACGAGGUGGAUCUGGACGACCUGGAUGAGAAGGACAAGACCUCAGCAGAAGACCUCCUAAUGAUGAUGAGUCAGGGGAAGGUCCAUGCUCCCCCUCCGUCCAAUGCCUCCUCCCACAACCCCCCUCCUCUAUCAUCGGGGGGCGCUGCUCCUCCACGGGUCUUCUCCCCCACCUCGGCCCCCAGCCCUGAUGAGUCCCACAGCACCAAGAGUGAGAGCGACGUCACCAUCGAGGUGGACAGCGUAGCCGGGGAGUCUCAGGAGGGGCUUGGCGAUAACGAGUCGGCCAACUCCAAUUGCUUUGAAGCUAGCACCAGCUCCAGCAACUCCAGCAUGUCACUACAGGAGAGGGACACCAAGGACAGAGGUGGGUCACACAAAGAAACGCAUAGAAUAGGCUAUCUUAGGGAUGUUACAAAUGGCACAUUUUUCUUAACAUUUAAACUGCCAUUUUUUAAAGCUUUUCGUUAAAACAGUAAGAAAAAUAUCAUAAUUUCACAAUGCAGAAUAUGGUCCUAUUGUGUAUGGUCGUCUAAUUGCGUGUGACCACUAGGGGGCAAUGAAGUUCUAUCUACCGUGGUCAAAUGCUGAAUCUCAAACCGAACACUUGACCCCUAAGCCCUUUUAUCGAGUGGCCACUUGCUGUUGUGUUCCAUAGCGAUCACUCGAGUCUGCAAGUUUUUUGGCCAAAAUGAGCAUUGAGCUGAUGCGCACUCGAUAUCCAAACUGCCGCUUACCAAUAUAAAUGUGCUCCUCUUUAGCUCAGCUGGUAGAGCAUAUUUUGGCUCAAAUGUGUUUUUGUCGAGAGACCGUGUCAAAUUGGUGGUCCUCUGUAGCUCAGCUGGUAGAGCACGGCGCUUGUAACGCCAAGGUAGUGGGUUCGAUCCCCGGGACCACCCAUACACAAAAAUGUAUGCACGCAUGACUGUAAGUCGCUUUGGAUAAAAGCGUCUGCUAAAUGGCAUAUUAUUAUUUAUAUUAUUAUAAAAAAAUCUAUUUGCAAGCAUUCUGUCCCUCGACCUGUCUUGUGCAUGACUCACUCACUAUGAAACACGGGCACUGAUCGACCGGGAGAAAGUUGUCAAAAACGACAUCUCCCUAUUCCCGCACAAAACAUGUGCAAUUAUAUCGGUCGCCAGUGAUUUCAUCAGCUGAUUUAGCUUGGUGUAGCCUGCCUGCUGCUUGCUAGCUUCACUGACAAACACAGGGAUGGAAUUUUAGCUAGAUAACUAUGGAUGUUGGGCGCUGCACUGACAAACAGCGUGUAUUUAUGAUAGUUUGACAGCUUGUCUGAUGAAGUUGGAGACAGGUUCCCAGCAGUCAGUCCAUACUUCAGCAGUAGAUUGUACUGUACUGACUUGGGGCAGAGCAGGCUGUUCGCUGCUGUUGCAACUCGCUUGCCUUUCUCUGCCAUUUUUCCAACAUGGCGACGAUGACCUGCGCCGUGCUUUACAUCCUUGGCAAAUCAUUUGAUAGAUGCGUAUCUCCUACUAACGUUACAGCAUUGUUGUUAGGUAUUUGUAAAAUAAAUGUCCCUUUAUGAAGAUGAGAGACCUGUUAGUGGUAUUGUGAUAAAUAAAUGCACAGUGAUUUGGUCCUCUGAAAUAAAAAUUCUCAAUAUUCUCCCUUUCACCAUCAGGUCAGAAAAGGUUGAUGGACUGCAAUAUGAGUUCUUCUGCAAAGAAGCAGAAGCGAAACCAGAAACGGCCAAGCACAACGUCCGAAAUUGAUAAGAACGGAACAGGUAAGUUGCAUUGUUCAAUUCCAUUAAUGGCAGGCUAUUAAAUCACUCCCCAAAAAACUUGUCAAUGUUUGAAUCAUUCUUGGCGGUAAUGUGAUUUGUGGAUUCAAAUAAAGUAUUUAAAGUGUGUGUGCGCGUGUGUGUGUGACCACAGGGAACAGCAGUGACAGUGAGGACCUGGCUGUCAUGGACACCUCCAGUAAGCUGACUCCAGUGAAACACUCCAUGUCUAAAGGAAGCCAGAAGCUGGUCUCUCCUAACAGUAAGGAGCUUGAGAAGUAUAAGCACAAAGACAAGCAGUCCUCCUUCCCCUCCCCUCGCACAUACAAGUGGACCUUCCAGCUCAGUAAGUAGAACUAACCACUUAUCGCUAAUCAGCUUAUCACACUGAUCUCAGGUGUUGAGGAAUCACAACAGGGGCCGGUUUCCCAGACAGACUAAGCUUAGUCCUGGACUUAAAAAUCCCUUUCGAUGUAGAUUUUCCAUUGAACACGUUUUUUAUGACUAUGCUUAAUCUGUGUCCGGGAAACUGACCCUAAGAGUUUGGAUUUUAGCCAUUUAAUUUUGUGACUAUUCUUAAAUGUAAUAUUGUAUUUGGUGUUCUAAGUUAAAUUAUUUUGAAAGCAUGCAUAGCUUUAUAGCUGAAUGGUGAAAGUAUGUUUUUGUUUGUAUUUGUUCCGACCUUUACAAUAAGAACUUUUGUGCGUCUCUGAGCAGAUGAACUGGACAGCAUGACAAGUGCUGAGAGGAUAUCCUUCUUACAAGACAAACUACAGGAUAUAAGGAAGUACUACAUGUCACUCAAGUCUGAAGUGGCCUCCAUAGACAGGAGGCGGAAGAGGUUAAAGAAGAAAGAAAGAGAAGGUAAUGACUCUUCCUCAGUUCCUCCUCUGAUUUAUCUGAAGACUGUGUUAUUCUAGUCCUCAGUCAUGUUCGAGCAAACUGCUUCAAUAGCGUUGUAUUGUAAUGCUUUACUUGGAAUAUUUCCUUAGUGUCUGUUUAUGACACGCAUACAGCUGUCUAACAUCGUCUCCCUCUUCCCUGUCCUACUCAUGUCUAUUGCUUUCAUUGUAAUGGUUUGUUUUGUUUCUAUGAAAGACAGAUACAGCUGUCUAACCUCUCCUCCCUCUCCCUCCCAGUGUCCCACACCACAGCGUCAACAUCGUCCGGCUCGUCAGACACUGGGAUGAGCCCCUCUUCUGCCUCGCCCACUCAGAACACUGUGGCUGUCGAGUGU
Molecule: messenger RNA, 19088 nt
Organism: Coregonus sp. 'balchen'
Lineage: Eukaryota; Metazoa; Chordata; Actinopteri; Salmoniformes; Salmonidae
Source: the annotation of a GenBank genome assembly